Messenger RNA from Acanthosepion pharaonis, 2124 nucleotides. The record is from the annotation of a GenBank genome assembly. NCBI's taxonomy places the organism in Eukaryota, Metazoa, Mollusca, Cephalopoda, Sepiida, Sepiidae.
AUGGCAAAUAAGGCCCCAAAACAGCAUUACACACGCAUAUGCACAUCUAUCUAUCUACCUAUCUAUCUAUCUAUCUAUCUAGCUAUCUAUCUCAGUCUCUUCAUAUCUAACUUUCUAUCUAUCUAUCUAUCUCUCUCUAUCUAUCUAUCUAUCUAUCUAUCUAUCUAUCUAUCUAUCUAUGUCAUAAUCCAAGUGGUUCUUUUUAAAAUAAAACAUUAUCUAUCUAUCUAUCUAUCUAUCUAUCUAUCUAUCUAUCUAUCUAUCUAUCUAUCUAUAUAUAUGCUAAAACGAAAACUAUCUAAAUCUGUUCAUUAUCUAUCUAUCUAUCUAUCUAUCUAUCUAUCUAUCUAUCUAUCUAUGUUCUAUCUAUUCUGUUCAUUAUCUAUCUAUCUAUCUAUCUAUCUAUAUUCAUCUAUCUAUCUAUCUAUCAUUCUGUUCAUAUCUAUCUCAUUCUAUUCAUCUAUCUAUCUAUCUAUCUAUCUAUCUAUCUAUCUAUCUAUCUAUCUAUCUAUUAGUAUUUGUUCUUCUAUCUAUCUAUCUAUCUAUCUAUCUAUCUAUCUAUCUAUCUAUCUCAAUUUUAUAUAUCUCAAUCAGCAAUCUAUCUAUCUAUCUAUCUAUCUAUCUAUCUAUCUAUCUAUCUAUCUAUCUAUCUAUCAUAGUCUGUUAAUAUCUAUCUAUCUAUCUAUCUAUCUAUCUAUCAUAGCUUUUCACAUCCGUCUAUGUAACUAUAUAUCUCAAUCAGCAAUCUAUCUAUCUAUCUAUCAUGGAUUUUCACAUCUAUCUAUGUAUGUAAUUAUCUAUAUGAAUCAGCAGUCUAUCUAUCUAUCUAUCUAUCUAUCUAUCUAUCUAUCUCAGUGUUCUCUAUGUCGUUAUCUCUUUCUCUUUUCCCUCUCUCUCUCUCUGUAUCUCUCUUUCUGUAUCUCUCUGUAUCUCUCUUUCUCAUUGUAUCUCUCUCUCUCUCUGUAUCUCUCAUUCUCUGUAUAUCUCUUUCUGUGUCUCUCUCUGUAUCUCUCUUUCUCUUUCUCUGUAUCUCUCUCUCUGUAUCUCUCUCUUUAUCUUUCUUUCUCUCUUUCCCCCUCUCUCUCAGUAUCUCUCUGUAUCUCUUUCUCCCUGUAUCUAUCUCUUUGUAUGUCUCUCUCUCUCUGCAUCUCUCUUUCUCUCUCUCUGUGUAUCACUCUCUCUGUAUCUUUCUCUCUGUAUCUUUCUCUCUGUAUCUCUAUCUCUCUCUCUAUCUCUCUAUCUCUCUCUGUAUCUCUCUCUCUGUAUCUCUCUCUGUAUCUCUCUUUCUCUCUCUCUUUCUCUCUCUCUGUGUAUCUCUGUAUCUCUCUGUCUGUAUCUCUCUUUCCCUCUCUCUUUCUCUCUCUGUGUGUAUCUCUCUCUCUGUAUCUCUCUCUGUGUAUCUCUCUCUCUCUGUAUCUCACUCUGUGUAUCUCUGUAUCUCUCCCUCUCUGUCUCUCUCUCUCUGCCUCUCUCUCUCUGUAUCUCUCUCGCUGUAUCUCUCUUUCUCUCUGUAUCUCUCUCUCUGUAUCUCUCUCUCUGCAUCUCUCUGUAUCUCUCUCUGUAUCUCUUUCUCUCUCUCUGUGUAUCUCUGUAUCUCUCUCUCUGUAUCUCUCUUUCUCUCUCUCUUUCUCUCUCUCUGUGUAUCUCUCUCUCUCUGUGUAUCUCUCUCUCUCUGUAUCUCUCUCUGUGUAUCUCUCUCUCUGUAUCUUUCUCUGUGUAUCUCUGUAUCUCUCCUUCUCUGUCUCUGUCUCUCUGUAUCUCUCUCUCUCUGUAUCUCUCUCUGUAUCUCUCUCUGUGUCUCUCUCGCUGUAUCUCUCUUUCUCUCUCUCUCUGUAUCUCUCUCUCUCUGUAUCUCUCUCUCUGUAUCUCUCUCGCUGUAUCUCUCUUUCUCUCUGUGUGUGUAUCUCUCUCUCGCUGUAUCUCUUUCCCCACUCUCUCUCUUUCUCUCUGUAUCUCUUUCUCCAUUCCUUGAAGUUUUUAAGUAACGGGAAAUUCCAUUUCACCCGUGGCUUUCUCUCCUGUCGCAUGACAGCCGACGCCCGAGACGAAAUCACCCAACGGCCUACGAAUCACGAAAUGCAAAUAACUCUCAACCACCAACGACUAAACACGUUAAAUCACUAA